Messenger RNA from Coregonus sp. 'balchen', 13521 nucleotides. The record is from the annotation of a GenBank genome assembly. NCBI's taxonomy places the organism in Eukaryota, Metazoa, Chordata, Actinopteri, Salmoniformes, Salmonidae.
UUGUACGCUAGGCAGCAAACUGACUGUAAAUUGCUAAAAGAGCCACAGAGUUCCAAGGCCUGCCAUUUGAGAUGCAAUUUACAGUCAGUUAAUUGAAUCUACUACUGUAUUAGAAAAUGCUGGAAUUAAUUAAACAAAUGUGUAUUAUGUACCGGUAGGUAAAUUGCAUAUUGCUGCAGUCAUUCAUACGGUCGCCCCUGUGAAUUGCGCAUGCUCCUUGUGUCUCCUUCACUGUGCCCUACCUUUGCCAGGCCGGCAGAUGCUAGUUGUGAGAGCGCUAACGUACGCUAGUUUUGACAGGGUGAAGAAGGAACAGUGCUCAGACGCUUUGCAGAUAUCCAUCUCGCCUCACAACAUAAAAUCGGUAGCUAUGAACAAUCUACUGUUGAUGUAGCUAAUAUCAAACAUGAAUGUUUAUUUUUUAUAAUGCUAUUCAUCGCAUGGAUGAAUAAUUGACAAUAAAUGUCACUAGUUAGCGCGGUUGUCCAAGGUUAGCCACUGCACCAACUGGGCAACUAGCUAAUGUUAGGUAGCUCGCUACAAGGGCCUAUUCCAAUGUCCAUCUGUUGAAGCUAAUGUGGUUCACUUGCUAGCUAGCAAAUAUUACAUAAUGUUGUUUGGCAAAGUGCUGUCUAAUCCAAAGUAGAGUUUUGUUGCAAUUAACGAUAUUAAACUAUUUAUUUAACGUUUUAAAGGACUAACAGUUUUUUUUUCUCCAAAUAAAUAGGGGGCGUGUACCAUGGGUUUCCCACUGUUAGCUACUGAUAACUAGCUAACGUUAGCUUCGUAAUUUGGAUGUGGCUAACUAGCUGCAAUAUUUAUCAAAUUAAGUUCUUAACUGUUAUAUAUAGUACAAUUUGUCGUUUUUGGCUUAUAUUAACUCUUACUGAUGCCAGUCAUCCCAACGCAUCAUGCAGAUGUAACGUUAUGUACGCUAUCCAACAUUUCAGCUGGCUAACGUUAGCCAGUUUGGCUAACCUGGCUAACCACCACCACUCUGACUCUCCUAAACUGUCCCAUCUGCCGUCCUUUGCCAGAAAUAGACGGUGCACAAAACAUGUUCGCCCGCCACUCGUCUUGCAAACAAUAGAACAAUGAAAAUGUAGUUGUUGAAAUUUAUUAUCUAGCUAGCCAGCUAGGUACUUUUAUUUGUGCUGGUGGUGUUAUCUUAUAGUUAUGACCCUCACCUUGGUAACUGAUAGCUAUGACCCUCACCUUCAAGACAGACUCAUCCAGAAAAAUGUGUUUUCAUCUAGCUAAGAUAAGUAGCGUAGCUAACGUUAGCUGUCGUUGCGUGCUGAAAUUGGGAGAUAAUCACCCAAAUCAGCCAAGUGGAUUAACCAGUGUCCUACUGUUAGCUAGUUGGAAGGAUGAUGACAUAACAUUACACUUGUAUUAAUUAUUAGAUGCAUCUAGCUAGCUAUCUAUUAUUACUAACCUGACAUAUUUAGGCUUUGUGACAUUUCAAGGUAACUCAAAAUAGAAAAUGUAAAAAUCAACUAGCAACUUGUUUUCUUAGUUUGGUAUUGUGAUAACUGCAAAUAUUGUGUUACAAUAUGUGCCUGUGCCCACUCCUGUCAACUCACAAGGGCCUAGGUUUGCAAAUACUGCAGCCUGUUCUGCAAGCUCCUGUUGUCCGCAGUCAAGAAAAUACAUGUCACCUCUGACUUCAGUUUAUCCUUGAGAUGAUAGGUUUGGAAACUUGCCUAGAAUGGCAUGUAAAGCAUCUCCUUACGGUUAUGUAGGUCAAUCAAAGCUAUAGGCUAAUCCAGUACUGUGUGUGAUGCUGGUGUAGGCCUAGGUGGCUUCCUGCCAAGAAGAAACAAUCUGUUCUCUAGCUGAGCUCACUCACUGGGAAACCAGUCACAUGACCUAGGUACCCAGCCUCCCAGCACUCUGGUUGCCAAGGAUAUGUGACAGAGCAUCUAUUCUACACUGAUGAUUCACUAGGGAAAAAUGGCUGCUGCAGGAAAGUAACACUGCAGAACAGUCACUGGCUCACUGCAGUCCUUCUGGACUGCUUUGUGAAAUUAACAGUUCUGAGAUUUCUAGUGAGAACUUCCAAAUCAGUCCUGAGGAAAUCAUGUCAGCUGUAUGCAACAUUCUAGAACAUCACACACUGAGUCAAGCAUUGCAGUGGGACAUACAGUUGCGGCCAAAUAUAUUGGCUCCCUUGCACUUUUAAAUAAUUCCCUAUUUCUUCUAAAACUUUGAUCACCACACAAUGUUAUUGGAUUUUGCUUUUGGGUUGCUUUGCUACCUCUGAUACUGGGGGCAUUGAAUGUGUGCAAGACAUGAAACCAGCAGAUUAUCAAGGUAUUUUGGAGUGCAAUGUUCAACCCAGUGUCUAAAAACUGUCUCUCUGUUGAUGGUUGUGGGUCUUCCAGCAAGUUAAUAACCCCAAAAAAUACAUCAAAAGCAUCUUGAAAUGGUUCAAGAAGUAUCACUGGACUGUUCUGGAGUGGCCAGCGACGAUCCAGAUCUGAAUCACAUCCAUAACCUACGGCGAGAGCUGAAAACAACAGCAGUUGGUGGAGGGCACCCCUCAAACAUUGAAGAAUUAGAGCAGUUUGCUGCUAAAAAGUGGGCCAAAUUGCCAGUAGAAACGUGCAGCAAGCUCAUUGAUGGCUACAAUAAACAUUUGCUGGCAGUUAUCUUGGCCAAAGGCUGUGUAAGUACUAGCUAUGGGCUGCCGAUAACUUUGUCCACGCCAUUUGUCUUUAUUUUCUCAAUUCAAAUUGUAAACUUAAGUUUACAAAAAUAAAAAUGGUUCUGCAAUGUUGAAAAUCCAAUAACACGGUAAGGAGACGUUUUUUUUCUCUCCAUUUAUAAGAGAAGAAAUAGGGAAUUAUUUAAAAGUGCAAGGGAGCCAAUAUAUUUGGCCGCAACUGUAUAUGGCUUGCAUGUGUUGACUUUCCUGUCUUGUCUCCUCCUCUCCAGGUGCAAUGGCUGUUCCUCCUUCAUACUCAGACCUGGGCAAGGCUGCCAAGGAUAUCUUCAGCAAGGGCUAUGGUAAGUUACUAACUAAAAUAUCUUCAGCAAGGGCUAUGAUAGGUUACGAAAUAGUAAAACCAUUUGCCCACCUGAACAGUUAGGUUACCUAGGAGAAGCCAAAAUUCCACACAUGACAAUGAAUGACAGUCAGAGGAGUUAGCCAAAGCAUGAAAUAACAGAUGAAGUUACUGUUUAUAGCCUGGUCGUGCUAGAAUUUCAAACACCAAAGUCACCUGGGAAUCAGCCAAUGUGAUACAUAAAAAUGUUAAGUUGCACUUGGCUGGCGAGGUUAUGGACUGUUAGAAAGCAAAGCAAAUAGGGAUGUAACGAUUCACCGAUAUGCAUUUGUCCCUGAUUGACAUUUUUUAAAGAUGCGAUUGCAUUGGUCCACGGACCCCAAACGGAUAAAAACGUAGCAUGCAUCGGUCAGAAAAUCAAUUAAAACGUUACGAAUCGCUAAUUCACAAAAUAUUUGCUCAUAUUACGUUCUACCUUCCGAAAAUACCUAAUAUUUUGUGACACCUAAUGCAUCUUCUCCUUGAGUGUCGAACUAAGCAUGUAACUGUGUUAGCCUACCAUUUGAAGUAUCUUAUUAGGCCCAUGUGGUCUAAAAAGGAAGGAAAAUAAAAUCAUGAGGAUCCACUUUUAUAUACAAUAUACUGACGCACAGACAGCGCGUUGUGCAAACAAAACAACCCUCGCAAUAUCAACUGGAAUUUUUUAUUUAUUUCACCGUUAUUUAACCAGGUAAGCCAGUUGAGAAUAAGUUCUAAUUUACAACUGCGACCUGGCCAAGAUAAAGCAAAGCAGUGCGAUUAAAAACAACAACACAGAGUUACAUAUGGGGUAAACAAAACAUAAAGUAAAAAAUACAACAGAAAAUAUAUAUACAGUGUGUGCGAAUGUUGUAAAUUAUGGAGGUAAGGCAAUAAAUAGGCCAUAGUGCAAAAUAGUUACAAUUUCGUAUUAACACUGGAAUGAUAGAUGUGCAAAAGAUGAUGUGCAAAUAGAGAUACUGGGGUGCAAAAUAAAUAACAAUAUGGGGAUGAGGUAGUUGGAUGGGCUAAUUUCAGAAUGGCUGCGUGCAGGUGCAGUGAUCGGUAAGCUGUUCUGACAACUGACGCUUAAAGUUAGUGAGGGAGAUAAGAGUCUCCAGCUUCAGAGAUUUUUGCAGUUCGUUCCAGUCAUUGGCAGCAGAGAACUGGAAGGAAUGGCGGCCAAAGGAGGUGUUGGCUUUGGGGAUGACCAGUGAGAUAUACCUGCUGGAGCGCAGACUAGGGGUGGGUGUUGCUAUGGUGACCAGUGAGCUAAGAUAAGACAGGGAUUUGCCAAGCAGUGAUUUAUAGAUGACCUGGAGCCAGUGGGUUUGGCGACGGAGUUGGAGGCUACGGAAGGAGUGUUGUAUGGCAUUGAAACUGGUUUGAGGUUUGUUAACACAGUGUCCAAUGAAGGGCCAGAUGUAUACAAAAUGGUGUCGUCUGCGUAGAGGUGGAUCUGAGAGUCACCAGCAGCAAGAGCGACAUCAUUGAUAUACACAGAGAAAAGAGUCGGCCCGAGAAUUGAACCUUGUGGCACCCCUAUAGAGACUGCCAGAAGGUACGGUGGGAUUCGAAAUGGUCGGUGAUCUGUUUGUUAACUUGGCUUUCGAAAGGCAGGGCAGGAUGGAUAUAGGUCUGUAACAGUUUGGAUCUAGAGUGUCACCCCCUUUGAAGAGGGGGAUGACCGCGGCAGCUUUCCAAUCUCUGGGGAUCUCAGACGUUACGAAAGAGAGGUUGAACAGGCUAGUAAUAGGGGUUGCGACAAUUUCGGCGGCUAAUUUUAGAAAGAAAGGGUCCAGAUUGUCUAGCCCAGAUGAUUUGUAGGGGUCCAGAUUUUGCAGCGCUUUCAGAACAUCAGCUGUCUGAAUUUGUGUGAAGGAGAAGCGGGGGUGGGGGGGGGCAUGGGCAAGUUGCAGCGGAGAGUGCAGAGCUGGUGGCCGGGGUAGUGGUAGCCAGGUGGAAAGCAUGGCCAGCCGUAACAAAAUGCUUGUUGAAAUUCUCGAUUAUUGUAGAUUUAUCGGUGGUGAUAGUGUUUCCUAGCCUCAGUGCAGUGGGCAGCUGGGAGGAGGUGCUCUUAUUCUCCAUGGACUUUAGUGUCCCAACACUUUUUGGAGUUAGUGCUACAGGAUGCACAUUUCUGUUUGAAAAAGCUAGCCUUUGCUUUCCUAACUGCUUGUGUAAAUUGGUUCCUAACUUCCCUGAAAAGUUGCAUAUCGCGGAGGCUAUUUGAUGCUAAUGCAGUACGCCACAGGAUGUUUUUGUGCUGGUCAAGGGCAGUCAAGUCUGAGGAGAACCAGGGGCUAUAUCUGUUCUUACUUUUGAAUUUUUUGAAUGGGGCAUGCUUAUUUAAGAUGGAGAGGAAAGCACUUUUAAAGAACAACCAGGCAUCCUCUACUGACGGAAUGAGAUCGAUAUCCAUCCAGGAUACCUGGGUCAGGUCAAUUAGGAAGGCCUGCUCGCUAAAGUGUUUUAGGGAGCGCUUGACAGUGAUGAGGGGUGGUCGUUUGACCGCGGACCCGUUACGGACGCAGCCCGUAUUACAUUGGUAAUUACUGAACCUUUUGUUGAAAAAAAAUAUAUUUGAAUUGGAAGAGACUGUCACUGGCAAACAUGGUUACAGACCCAACAACAUUUAUAUAGUAUGUCCUCCUCGUCAAGAAAAGCACAUGAGCUAAUUAUAAUACACAAAGUAAGCAAAACAAUGAAAUCAUUCCAACAUUGCUUAAAAGGAUGAAUGAGAUGGACCUAUAUAAGCAAAAGGCCUAUAACAAUUGAGAUGGACAAACUAUGGCAUAAGGGAACGAUGAGCGGAUAAGAGGCAAUCCGUAAUUUCGAUUAAGACAUUAAUGAGCGAGCUAAGAUGGAUGUAGUCAAUAACUAUUUGUUCAACACUUUUGAAAUGGAUAGCGACAGAAUUCAGAACAUGGGCAGUUUUUCUUUUUUUGAAUUUUACCCCCUUUUUCUCCCCAAUUUCGUGGUUUCCAAUUGGUAGUUACAGUCUUGUCCCAUCGCUGCAACUCCCGUACGGACACGGGAGAGGCGAAGGUCGAGAGUCGUGCGUCCUCCGAAACACAACCCAACCGAGCCGUUCUACAGUAUUCUUCCUGUACACCAAGUCAGAACUGUAGGAUAAAUGAAGGGGCAAAGAAAGCUCUGACAAUAUUCGAUGACAUUUCUCUAAAACAGGCUCACUGUUGUUGUACUGUGCUCACUUGAAGUCCUUCUUGUGGGCACAUUUUGUCAUCAAAGUCUGGCAUUCUCUGGGUUUAUGUUGCUUUCAAGACAACUGGGAACUCUGGGGGUGGGGGAAUUAAAAUUAAAAUAAAGGCCCGAGUUCUGACUUGGAGUUACGAGUUAGAUGACCUUUCAAAACGUAUUUUCCCAGUCGGAGCUCGUUUUUUUCAGACUUCCCAGUUGUCUUGAACUCACUGAAGUCAUGCUGGAUUGACAGCAUGGCCAAUGUAUUCAACCUUUUCUGGCCCAUGGUGUUGCGUGUGAAUGUUUAUAUUUUUAAGCUUGGAAAAGAGACCUUUUCAGACAAUGUUUUAAAUCCUUAAACCCAGACUUGGACCACACACCCUCUCCACCGAAUAGCAGGCAGGGGAAGCAAAAUAGGGAUUGCUUUGCAAAGCUUGCAGUUAGCCACGGAUUCCUUCCAAACCACUCAUUGUUGAAUUUGCGAUUUCCGUCUUGUUGUGUAAUGUUUAUGGCCAAUGAGCACCGAUACGUUUUAUCUAUCAUUUCUCUUCAUAGGACAAGGAUUGAAAAGGAUUUGCCAGUAGAUUGUUGACGUGAUUAAUGAUGACUGCUUGCUAGCUAAGAUUUUGAAAGUAUGAUGUUGACAUGAUCAGUCCAAUCAAAGCUAUGGUAGAUAUAAUGUGAUUUGAUGUCAUUUUAUCUGUGGCCAAUGACCUUGAGCCUUCUUGGAUAGGCACUUCUAAUGUAAAUCUAUAGCAGCACCCAAGGGGGCUUGAACUGCCUAGCUCUCCCUGUAAAUUCAUAGUGUCCCCAUGAGUGACAGAACACUGAGCCAAUCACGGCGCAACUAGAGAAGAUUACCAACGCCUACGCUCUGUAUUUUCAUCUGGCUGCCCCUCCACCACAGAAAGCACUGAGCUAGGCUGAAACACCUGCAUUUUGGAGCUGCCUUACUCAAGAAAGCAAAAAGAGACCAUGUUUGUAUGCAGCUUUAUUCACUCAAUAAAUUUGUUUUUACAUUGUUUGCAAACUGAUAUGUGACACGAAUUAAUACCAACAACGCCCCCCCCCCCCCACUGCACUGCAUGGACAAAGCGGUAGGAGAAAAGAAGAUCACUAAACUUCCAAACAGUCAAAACCAUUUGAUAAUGAGAUGGGGGUGAAAUCCAAAGUUAUGCUAUAUAUUCAUUGGCAAUGUCAGCAAAUGUAUAUUGAUUUUACUAGCUCAAACACGUAAUCUGCAAAAAUGACAAGUUCGUUAGUGGGUGAUUGUGAUUUCAGAACCAAAGUGAGGGGACAAAAAACAUGCUACAUUGGCCCCCCCCCCCCCCCCCCCCCCCCCAAUCUGAUAGUGGUAGAUGUCGAGUCUCCCUUAUGGCUCAGCUCAGGUGCCUCCAUAGUACAUACACCAUAGACAUACAUAAUUUACACACACACACACUACAUACAUCAUUUCACGGUAAGGUCUAUCUAUACCUGUUGUAUUAGGCGCAUGUGACAAAUAAAAUUUGAUUUGAUAGACAUACAUCAUAGACAUGGAUAAUUUACACACACACACAGAAGUCAGCUCAGACAGAUCGAGCUCAGAGGUCCAUUUUAUGAGCUCCAUCAGCAGCAGAAUAUAAUUUAGAAUGGAAAGUUAAUGGCUAACACUUUAUUUUAAGGGUCCAUAAUGGACCAUUUAUAAUGCAUUUAUAAGGUAUUUACAAACCGUUUGCUCACCAUUUAUUUAUCUUUACUCACAUGUGUAAAUGUUAGUAAGCUAGUUAUUCACACGUUUAUAUAUAUUUCCUUAAACAUCCUGUGUUGUGUGAUUUGUUCUUUUACCAGGUACUGCAGGAAUGUCUACCAAUAGCAUUCAUCUUUUUGUGAGAAAUUAUACUGGUCACUCAAAACAUAUAUAAAGUAUAAAUACCACUCACUUCAGAUUAGGGACUGCAAAAAUACUUUACUAAUGAUUAGUCAAUUGUUUAUUAAUGUGGGAGUAAUGAUUAAUAAAUGGUGAACACCCAAUUUAUAAAUGCUUUAUAUAAAUGGUUUAUUAUGGACCCUUCAAAUAAAGUGUUACCAAUGUGGGGUAAAUGUGUGUUUAUGCAACAAAAAAAUUUAAAAAAAUAAAAUGCAACAAAUGUUAGUGCAUCGAAUCGCAUGGAACCGAAGUCGUACUGAAUCGUUUCAAACUAAAGCGUAUUGUUCCUCUAUCGUGUUGGAGCCCAUGUAUCUAGAAACGUAUCGAAUCGUCUUGAAAGGGAAAGAUGCACAUCCCUGAUGAUGAUGUAACUCAAUGCAUCAUAAACCAAUUGUCAUUGUUUUAUGACUCUACGAGUCUGCUCAAAUGUACCCGUAGCUCGUCAAACUCUUGUUUAACCCUCAAGGCUUCGGCAUCGUGAAGCUGGACCUGAAGACCAAGUCUCAGAGCGGAGUGGUGAGUCUUCUGUUUCUGUCCUCCCGCUUUGUACUUCCCUCUCUCUCCCCCCUCCUCCACGUUCCCACCUGCUCUGCCUCGGUUGCAAUUUCUCUCUGUUAAUGUUAAUGAUAAUCAAUCAUGAACAUUAAUUCUUGCUUAGUAGAACAUCUUAGUAGAAUAUAUUUUUCUUUCUCUGAGGAAAAAGUAGAUUGUGAUUCUGUGACUGUAAUUUUAUGAAUAACUUAUCUCCCUCUCUCUAUAGUACAGUAAUAACGACCCUUCUAACUGUCUGUAAUUCUGAGCUCUAAGGUUCACAGGUUGCUAGGUGAUGUUACUGGCUCUGCUUGGCUUUAUGCUUCAGGAUAAAGAGAUAUGACAGGCCGUGUGUGUGUGUGUAAGACUGUGUGUAUGUAUGUGUGUGUGUGGGGGGGGCCUGUUUGUCUCCAUAUCUGCCUAUCCUAACCCCUGCUAUGUCCCCCUGCCUCCCCGCUGCGUCCUGGACUGCUCUCUAUUGUAGAUGGUAAGACUCCCUCCCACAGUGUGCUGAUGUCUCUGUAUGUACAACAUGAUACGUGCUGGAAGAUGCAGCGACAGACUCUGAUUUCACUGUUAAAUCUUAUAUCCAGCGGAUGGUACUGUUAGUCUGUUUGCAUCUUCAUCACUGUCCAGUGAAUAUUAUAAUUAUUUAACAUUUUUGUCUCCGUCCAACUAAUUUACAUGUAUUUCACAUCCAUUUAAAUAAAAAAUAAAAAUAUGCCAUUUAGCAGACGCUUUUAUCCAAAGCGACUUACAGUCAUGCGUGCAUACAUUUUUUUUUGUGUAUGGGUGGUCCCGGGGAUCGAACCCACUACCUUGGCGUUACAAGCGCCGUGCUCUACCAGCUGAGCUACAGAGGACCACACAUUUCAUUGUCUAUCUGAAUUCACUGGUGUCAGUGAUAACAUUUUCAUCAAUGUUGUGGUCCAAAUAAUGUUUUAAUUAUUGUCUCUUCAACUAAUUUAAUUUUGUCAUCCAUUUCUUUGUCCAGCUUCAACCACUGACUGUGCCACUCACUGCUUUGCUGCACCUACACUACAUGACCAAAAGUAUGUGGACACCUGCUCGUCGAACAUCUCAUUGCAAAAUCAUGGGCAUUAAUAUGGAGUUGAUCCCCUCUUUGCUGCUAUUACAGCCUCCACUCUUCUUGGAAGGCUUUCCAUUAGUUGUUGGAACAUUGCUGUGGGGACUUGCUUCCAUUCAGCCACAAGCAUUAGUGAGGUUGGGCACUGAUUUUGGGCGAUUAGGACUGGCUCGCAGUCGGCGUUCCAAUUCAUCCCAAAGGUGUUCGAUGGGGUUGAGGUCAGGGUUCUGUGCAGGCCAGUCAAGUUUUUUCCACACCGAUCUCAACAAACCAUUUCUGUAUGGACCGCGCUUUGUGCACGGGGCCAUUGUCAUGCUGAAACAGGAAAGGGCCUACCCCAAACUGUUGACACAAAGUUGGAAGCACAGAAUCUUCUAGAAUGUCAUUGUAUGCUGUAGCGUAAAGAUUUCCCUUCAUUGGAACUAAGGGGCCUAGCCCGAACCAUGAAAAACAGCCCCAGACCAUUAUUCCUCCUCCACCAAACUUUACAGUUGGCACUAUGCAUUGGGGAAGGUAGCGUUCUCCUGGCAUCAGCCAAACCCAGAUUCGUCCACCGGACGGCCAGAUGGUGAAGCGUGAUUCAUCACUCCAGAGAAUGCGUUUCCACUGCUCCAGAGUCCAAUGGUGGCGAGCUUUUCACCACUCCAGCCAACGCUUGGCAUUGCACAUGGUGAUUUUAGGCUUGUGUGCGGCUGCUCAGCCAUGGAAACUCAUUUCAUUAAGCUCCCGACGAACAGUUAUUGUGCUGACGUUGCUUCCAGAGACCGUUUGGAACUCGGUAGUGAGUGUUGCAACCGAGAACACACUAUUUUUGCGCACUACGCGCUUCAGCACUCGCCGGUCCCAUUCUGUGUACUUGUGUGGCCUACCACUUCGCGGCUGAGCCGUUGUUGCUCCUAGAUGUUUCCACUUCAUAAUAACAGCACUUAUUUGACGGGGGCAGCUCUAGUAGGGCAGAAAUCUGACAAACUGACUUGUUGGAAAGGUGGCAUCCUAUGACAGUGCCAUGUUGAAAGUCACUGAGCUCUUCAGUAUGGGCCAUUCUACUGCCAAUGUUUGUCUUUGGAGAUUGCAUGGCUGUGUGCUCGAUUUUAUACACCUGUCAGCAACGGGUAUGGCUGAAAUAGCCGGAUCCACUAAUUUGAAGGGGUGUCCACAUACUUUUGUAUAUACAGUGUAUAUAUCUGCUAGUGUUUCUGUCUAUCCUUCCUCCUACCCACCUUUCCACCCUCCUUACCUUGCAUCCCUCACUUUCUCCGCACCUUUUCAUCCUCUCUUACCUGUAAUCUGUUUUCUAUGUUUCUUCUCACAUAGUUCAUUAAUCAUUCAGGGUGUCCUCUUCUGCAGUCAGCAAAAAACUGCCCUUUUCACUAAUCUGCUCUUCUAGAUCCCUCUCUCUCUCCCUCUUACUCACUCCCUCAGUCUUUUCAAACUAUUUGACCACAACUUUCUCUCCGCCACACACCAUCUCUUGCCUCGCACAUUUUCCCACUCUCUCUUUUUCUCUCACUCUCUCCCUCCCUCUCUUCUCUCCCCCUUAGGAGUUCAACACGUCAGGUUCCAGUAACACAGACACAGGGAAGGCAGCUGGUAACCUGGAGACCAAGUACAAGAUGAAGGAGCUGGGCCUGAGCUUCAACCAGAAGUGGAACACUGACAACACCCUGGCUAUAGAGGUCACUGUGGAGGACCAGCUUGCUCAGGGACUCAAGGUGGCUCUGGACACAUCCUUCGUACCAAACACAGGGUGAGAGAGGGACAUCAAACUGUUAACUAACUACAUACCAAGUUAUUCCUUUUGACAAAAAAAUAUGAAAUUAUUUAUGAUUUAUUUAUUGAAUAUGUUAUCACCUUUCCUUUUUUGGAAUAUCAAGGAUCAGAUAUGAAAGGAUAUUUGUUGGAUGUCAAAUUUUCCUGUCUCUUCUCCAUCUGUCCUCAGCAAAAAGAGUGGCAAGCUGAAGACUGGCUACAAGCGUGACUUCCUUAAUGUGGGCUGUGACGUCGACUUCGAGGGUCCCAUCAUCCACGCAGCCGCAGUGGUGGGCUAUGAGGGCUGGCUGGCCGGGUACCAGAUGGCCUUUGACACGGCCAAGUCCAAACUGGCCCAGAACAACUUCGCCCUGGGAUACAAGGCUGGAGACUUCCAGCUCCACACCAAUGUGUGAGUAUCUCAAUGCAGUGGAUCUUGGCUAGAAACACUGGUUUUGUUUUUGAGUGAGUCAUCAGAUAUGUUGAAAUGUGUUGGAUGGUAAAGUUUGGGAACCGUGGCCGCCGUUGCCCUGUGUCUCUCUCAGUAGUAAUGGUAUAGAGGUUAGAGUAGGGAGGAGUUUCUGUUGCCCCCUCUCUCUUUCAGUAACGACGGAACAGAGGUUAGGGGGUUCCACCCACCAGAAGGUGUCUAGGAGUAUGAACUAGGGGUUGAUUUGGGCAAGUCUGUAACUGUUAACCACUCUCUCUCCUCUCUCAGUAACGAUGGGACUGAGUUUGGAGGUUCUAUCUACCAGAAGGUGGAUGACCAGCUGGAGACGGCGGUCACUCUGGCCUGGACGGCCGGCAGCAACAACACACGCUUCGGCAUCGCAGCCAAAUACGCUCUGGACAAAGACGCUUCCCUGUCUGUGAGUAACACACACACACUUACGUUUACACACACGUUCCAUUUACACACUUUACCCUAGCGGGACUUCAGCCCUUUACCCUAGCGGGACUUCAGCCCUUUACCCUAGCGGGACUUCAGCCCUUACCCUAGCGGGACUUCAGCCCUUUACCCUAGCGGGACUUCAGCCCUUUACCCUAGCGGGACUUCAGCCCUUUACCCUAGCGGGACUUCAGCCCUUUACCCUAGCGGGACUUCAGCCCUUUACCCUAGCGGGACUUCAGCCCUUUACCCUAGCGGGACUUCAGCCCUUUACCCUAGCGGGACUUCAGCCCUUUACCCUAGCGGGACUUCAGCCCUUUACCCUAGCGGGACUUCAGCCCUUUACCCUAGCGGGACUUCAGCCCUUUACCCUAGCGGGACUUCAGCCCUUUACCCUAGCGGGACUUCAGCCCUUUACCCUAGCGGGACUUCAGCCCUUUACGCUAGCGGGACUUCAGCCCUUUACCCUAGCGGGACUUCAGCCCUUUACCCUAGCGGGACUUCAGCCCUUUACCCUAGCGGGACUUCAGCCCUUUACCCUGGCGGGACUUCAGCCCUUCACCCUGGCGGGACUUCAGCCCUUCACCCUGGCGGGACUUCAGCCCUUCACCCUGGCGGGACUUCAGCCCUUCACCCUGGCGGGACUUCAGCCCUUCACCCUGGCGGGACUUCAGCCCUUCACCCUGGCGGGACUUCAGCCCUUCACCCUGGCGGGACUUCAGCCCUUCACCCUGGCGGGACUUCAGCCAGCCCUUUACAAUUCAUUCAGAUUUACACGCUAACACACGUUCUCUGGCUGUCUCUAACUGUGUCUCCCCCUGCAGGCCAAAGUGAACAACGCCAGCCUGAUUGGAGUCGGUUACACCCAGAGCCUCAGGCCAGGUGAGUAACUAUCACAACAGACAAUAUUGUGAUCUAAGCACAACCAUCAUGUUAGGUCUAGCUGUAGUGUUUUACAUCUCCAGUAAUAUUAUUCUCCUCUGUGCGUGUAGGUGUGAAGGUGACUCUGUCAGCCCUGAUCGAUGGGAAGAACUUCAACACUGGCGGUCACAAGGUUGGCCUGGGCUUCGAGCUGGAGGCAUAGAGCAGGAACAAGACCCACCAACCAAGAGAAGAGCCCAGAACC